UUUUUACACAUUUAUGGGUAAAAAUUGCUGUUGGGUAAAUGUUAGGCUUCACCAAUGUUGGUGAGAAGUUGAGUCAUUAAAGUUUGGUAAUCUUUACCCAACAAAAGGGUACAUAGUGCUUGCUUUAAUCGUCAUUCUAGAUGUUGGGUAUAAAAUCAGCCAUAAGCCCACCAGUUGGUUACUUUGACAUGAUUGAGGGCGCUAAAUAACCAACAAUCUGACACAAAAUGCAUCGAGAAUGUCAUGUUCGCGCAUGCUACUGGAGAACUUGUGAGCAAUCAUGGCGGAGGUUAACACGCUUGAAUACAUUCUUCAUGAAUGGGAGCUCGACGAGCUGUUCAAAACAUUCACAGAUAAUGCAAUAGAUAUAGAAGCCUUGGAGCUGUUAAGAGAAGAGGACAUUACACCGCUAAUUCCAAAAGUUGGGUUGCGAGUUAAGUUCUUGGCAAAGUGGAAAAAGCAAUUUGGACCUCGGGUAACAGCAAUACCAAUUCAGCUACCAAGGGAUAUGCUUGACUUUGGACCGGAAACGGCUUCUUUUGAUUGUCAGUCAAUGCUGAGUUCCAGUUCGGACUUCAGUGAAGUUGCACCUGUGUUAGGCACACCAGUAACAGGGGAUGUUUCCAGUGCAGCCUCUUUGUCAGACUCGGACAGUUGGGCUUCUUUUCCAUUGUCACAGAUGUCACCCCCACCCAUGAAAAGACAGAAGAGACUUUUGUUUGAUACCAAGAAGAUUCUUAGUGAAUCUCCAGAAGGAAAGAGUGUCACUCGGAGCAUCGAGCAAUCUGGAUUCUUGACGAAAAAAGUCAGGCAUCAACUAGUCAGGAUAUUAGUGAGCUACUUGAUUUCCCAUCAUGGAAAAAAGUAAGUACAUGUCUAUAAGGCCAUUCGAAUAUAAAGUUGGAUUUUGUUAAUGACAACAUGGAUAUGGGAACCUUCACACCAAUUUUGUGAAAAAGAGAAACAUGUUCAAAUGACAAGAAUGAUGUUCAUGAUUGAUACGUGCUCCAAAAAGGUUUUAAAAUAAAAAGAAAAGAAUAUAAAUUUAUUUGAAAAGUUACAGUGUCAUUUGAAAAGUGUUAGAUUUACGUAACCAAGAAUGACAGAAUGGCCUGGAAAGGGAUGACAGAAAUAACAAAAUAAAGUUUUCAAAUGCUGCUUAAUCAAAAUUCUCAACCCAGAGUGUUUUUGGGGCAGUCAAAACUUAAAAACUAAUGAGGUUUAAAAGAAAUUACAUGUUCAUGACAGUAAAAUAAGUCUUGCAUGAGCAAGGCCAGCCAAUAAGUCAUAAACAUGCUUGUUCCUGUUUGUUGAAAUGUGCUUGCUGAAAUUGUUGUUAAUUCAUAUACCUUCUACAAAUUGAUGAC
This is a messenger RNA of Asterias rubens (European starfish), 1367 nucleotides long. RefSeq lists its product as uncharacterized. The record is from RefSeq and is a predicted model, not a curated record. The transcript has 4 exons. NCBI's taxonomy places the organism in Eukaryota, Metazoa, Echinodermata, Asteroidea, Forcipulatida, Asteriidae. Bases 281 to 868 code for a protein of 195 amino acids.